This is a messenger RNA of Alternaria novae-zelandiae, 1704 nucleotides long. RefSeq lists its product as uncharacterized. Bases 1 to 1704 code for a protein of 567 amino acids. The transcript has 4 exons. Lineage: Eukaryota; Fungi; Ascomycota; Dothideomycetes; Pleosporales; Pleosporaceae. The record is from RefSeq and is a predicted model, not a curated record.
AUGGAGCGCGAGUACGAAUUCUUUGUAACUACGGAUAAGCCAUAUAACCCAGCUGGUGCAGAACGAUGCAUGAUCCGCCGGCUGGUGAUGCGCAAUCACUUCGAUAUGAAGAUGGCUGGACCGCAGAUCAACCCGUCUCAACACUCUUCGAUCAGCACGGCCAUGGCGAAGAAGAAGCUAAAGAACCGAUUCCGGAUAUCCGAACCUCGGAUCAAGAAAAAGAAGUUCAAGAACAGAGAGAAGGAAGAUGCACGGAGAGCGAGAGAACAGGGCGCAGCAAGGCCGAAAGAUCUGAGAGAUAGGUCGGGACCGAUAACAUCUUCGAAGGCUGGGGAAGAUGGCAAAGACAAGAGAAACAACAUGGAUGAAACACUGGAAGCAAGGCCAGUGCUGAAUUGCGGCUUGGUUGAUGAUCGGAUAGAUCCUUUCAAGGCUUCACUCAUCCCUGGAACUCCAGAGCUGGGUGCGCUGUUCCAAUUGUACAAGAGUACACCCAAGAACAAUGCAGUCGCCAUCGAUGCCCAUCACACGUGGAAGUCACUCAUCUUGAAUGAUGCUGGCUUACUGCACGCGACUCUCGCAAGCUGGGCACUAUACGGCAUGCUGGCCAAUGAACCCGCUGACUUGAGAGUGUGCAAUCUAAAGCACAAGAAUGAAGCAAUCAAGGCCGUCAACUGCAAGCUUGCGACGUCUGGGGGAUAUAUAUCUGAUGAGGUGGUGGGCACUGUGUUGACUUUGGCAAAUCUCGAGAAUCUUCUUGGAGACUAUGAGGCGGCUCAGCUUCACGUCACAGCACUGAAACGUAUGGUGAAAGCGCGAGGUGGACUGUUUGCCUUUGGACACAAUGAUGGCUUGCUACGUGGCAUCAUAUGGAUGGACUUUCACACCGCAGCAGUCUUUCGUGCGCAUCCAUCUUUCCCGCAUAUUAGUCUGGACCCGGAUACGCCUCCUUUGCCAGACGAGCUCAUAGAAGAAGCAGCACAAACGUCGCCCACGUCACUGCUCCACCUUUCUUGCGGCGCAGUCGACUGCUUCAAGAUAUUCUAUCAACUCCAUCGACUCGCGCUAGCAGUAUCGUCGCACUGGGUUGGCCGUGUGGAGCGCCUCACUCUCAGCAAUCUCCUCUACGAAACGCAGUUCAUGAUUCUCUCAGUACCUGAUCACUCACACAACUUCUUGCACUUUGACCAGAGCAUACAUGACAAACAAAGCGACUGCUACGAUCAUCUCAAGGCUAAAGCGGAUGCAGCGAGUGUGGUUGAGGCCCUACUUGCAGCAGCCCUCAUCUUCGUGUACGCAGUACUUCGUGCCUUACCACUGAACACGAAGAUCUUCACCAUCCUUCUUUCUCGGUUACGUGCCGCUUUGGAUCGACCAAAUGCAUCAGUGCUGGAUACAUGGGAACGAGAGAAGAAUCUCAACACCUUGCUUUGGGUUCUGGUCGUUGCGAGGUGUGUUGCUACAGGCGAAGAGCGCAUGUGGUGGAUCGCGCAGCUAUCAGAACUGUGUGGAAAGAGGCAGAUUAGAAGUAGACAGCAUCUUGAGCAUGAAAUGCGGCAUGUCGCAUGGACGGAUACGUUUUUCGGAGAUUGGAUGGAUGCUACCUGGGCAGAGGUGAUGCGGCUGCGAGGACUGGCGCUUUGCAGAGGGCCGCUGGCGGGGUUUCAUGCGACCACUGUGGAGCAUUCAUUGUUCGAUGGAUGA